Molecule: messenger RNA, 2444 nt
Organism: Pelagomonas calceolata
Lineage: Eukaryota; Pelagophyceae; Pelagomonadales; Pelagomonadaceae
Source: the annotation of a GenBank genome assembly
CUCUAGCUCUUGCUGAUAUACGAAGCCUAGUAGCUCCAAGUAUCGAUAAAACCCAUUUGUGUAACACAUUUCUGGUGCAGUUCACGUCUGCAGCAACUGAGAGCGAUUGCUUGCAACAAGCAAUAGCAUCACGAGUGCUGCAGCCUUCAGAGGCGACGGGAAAUACAUUGGAGACGGCGGUGGGGCGCUGCAGACACUGCGGUGCUACUGCGAGUGGAAAGAAAUUCGAAACUGCCCGGGCCGCUACACCGUAAGACGGCGGCGCGACCUCGCGCGCUGGCCGCCGGAACGCCUGCUCGCCGCGGCACUAGGCGCAGCCGCACCGCAAACCAGCCUCUGGCGCCACAGUAGCAGUACAAGUGACGCAAUCCACGCCGUGCGUUUCGCGGGCGGCGGCGGCCUCCUCACGUAUGCGCGCGCGGACGGUACGUUCAUUCAUACGUUCAACACGGAGAGCGGCCUCCUGCGCAAGAUUGCUGCGCUGCGCGUGACGCCGGAGGUGCCUCAGCGUGCGCGCUGCGUGCUCGGCGUCCUUGCGUUCCUCGACGACCGCGACCAGAACGCGUCCGCCUAUGCCCUCGUAAGGCGGUUUGAUGGAUGAGGCGAGCCUCGCACAAUUCCGCGCGGCGACGGCGCCGAGCCGCCGCGUCGCGAAUUUGCGCCACGUCCGCGAUUGCGUCAUCAAGCGCGACGCGGACCCGUACUUAAGACCCGCGGAGGUCCUCGCGUUGCUCGAGCCGGAGCGGCUGGGCGCCAUCGAACUUUAUGCUGCGGAGGACCCGGAGCCGCAGAUACGUAAAAGUAGAACGAUCCCGCGCAUCAAGACGAUCGAGUUCCGCUCAUACAUGGACCGCAACGAGCCGUGCCUGAUCGAAGGUAUUGGGAGGGACUGGGGUCUGCGGGAGUACGUCACGGAAGGCGUACCGGACCUCGCCAAACUCGCGGAAACGUACGGUAGGGUCCAGGUGCCGGUCCAGGACGCCGGCGUGGCGAAGAUGAUGCCGUUGUCACAGUUCGCCCGGGUCUGGCGCGAGAAGAUUGCUGAAGGCCGGCGCUACUAUCUUAAGGACUGGCACUUCCGCCUGGACGGCCUCGGUCAUUUGGCGCCCGUUCCUGAAAUCUUCGCGGACGACUGGCUGAGCGGGGCCCGCGACAUGGACUACCAUUUCGUGUAUCUCGGCGCCGCGGGCACGCGUACGAAGCUGCACUGCGACGUCGUCAACAGCUUCUCGUGGUCGGCGAACGUCUGCGGUUCCAAGCGCUGGCGGUUCUUACCCGCGGCCGAGACCUCUUUGCUACGGGACGUGUUCGGCGAGGACGUCGCGUCGAGCUUCGGGCCGUCGUCUUCAGAAUAUCCGCGGCGUGGGAAAGCACGACCGAUCGAGGUCGUGCAGCAGCCCGGGGAAGCCAUUUUCGUGCCUUCGGGCUGGUACCACGACGUGGAGAACCUAAACGACUGCCUCUCCGUGAACUGCAACUGGGCGAACGCCUCGAACUUGUUGUGGUGCGGACCGCGCCUCGUCGACGAAGCAAACGCGGCGCCGGGCGAGGUCUCGACCUCCCAUUUCCUGCGGCGCGUCGCCGCGCGCGCCGCGUCCACACAAAGCCCGCGCGACCUCGCCGCGGCGGCGGCGGCAGCGCGCGCGCUGGAGGGGCGCGAGGGCGACGCGGCGGUCGCGCUCGCCGCCGCGGCCGACGCGCGGCGCGCGGCGCUCGUCGACUCGGACUCGGACUCCGGCGAGGACUUCCUCGGCCGCGUCGGCGCGGACUUGUUCGAGGACGAUGAAACGCCGCGGCGGCGGCCUACGCGGCGCGGCUGGACGCCGGGCUUCCACGACGUGGUGGACCGCGGCGUGACUAGCUUUGAGGCUGAUGUGGGUGGGCGUAGAGUGUGUUGCCGCUUGGGCUACCGCGAGAGCGGCACCGGGUCUAGUGUUUGGGACGGCGCCGUCGUCCUGGCGCGCUUUCUGGAAACGCACCCGUCCCUCGUCCGCGGCAAGCGGGUCCUCGAGCUAGGCGCGGGCACGGGCUUUGGCGGGCUCUGCGCGGCGGCGCUCGGCGCUUCAAAUGUGACGCUGACGGACAUUGAAGCGUGCCUGCCGCUGCUGCGGGAGAACGCCGCGGGCGUCGACGGGGUGGUCGUUGAGGCGCUCGACUGGACCGAGCCCGUAGCCCCGUCGCAGCGCGCGGACGUCCUUCUCGCGGCGGACUGCCUGCUCCCGGGCCGCGAGGGCCUCUUCGCGCCGCUCGCGACGACGCUCGCGGCGCUGCUCGCCGGGGACGCCGUCGCGUACUUCGUCUACGAACAGCGCUGCAUGGACUGUGGGCCCUUCUUCGAGCUGCUGCGCGGCGCCGGCGUCGCUGUAUCCUGUAUUCCGGACGACGACCUGCAUCCGGAGUACCGAGCUCCCGAGAUACGGGUGCUCGAGCUGCGACGAACCUAA